Messenger RNA from Limanda limanda (common dab), 1110 nucleotides. RefSeq names its product dual specificity phosphatase 29-like. Gene Ontology annotation, cellular component: cytoplasm. Lineage: Eukaryota; Metazoa; Chordata; Actinopteri; Pleuronectiformes; Pleuronectidae. Bases 1 to 1110 code for a protein of 369 amino acids. Gene Ontology annotation, biological process: negative regulation of MAPK cascade; protein dephosphorylation. Gene Ontology annotation, molecular function: MAP kinase phosphatase activity; protein tyrosine/serine/threonine phosphatase activity. The transcript has 6 exons. The record is from RefSeq and is a predicted model, not a curated record.
AUGAAUAAGCCUCAGAAUGACAUCACAGUUUUACCUUGUGUGAAAGACUUAGUCAAGGUUUUGUACGGAGGAAAAAGGUUUGGCAAUCGUGUGGAUGAAGUUUGGCCUAACUUGUUCAUUGGCGACAUGUCAGUGGCCAACGAUCGCUACAGCCUGUGGAAGCUGGGAAUCACUCAUGUUGUGAACGCAGCUCACGGGAGGAUGUACUGCCAGGGGAGCCAUGACUUCUACGGAUCCUCUGUGGAUUAUUAUGGAGUGCCUGCGGAUGACUCACCGUCUUUUGACCUCUCUCGCUAUUUCUUUCCCUCUGCUGAUUAUAUUCAGGAGGCGCUCAACACGACUGGCGCUCGGGUAUUUGUCCACUGUGCGGUUGGAGUCAGCAGGUCUGCCUCCCUGGUCCUGGCCUACCUAAUGAUCUACCACCAUUACACCCUGCUAGAGGCCAUCGCUAAGGUCAAAGAGCGCAGGUGGAUUUUCCCCAACACAGGAUUCCUCAAACAGCUCCUCGCUUUGGAUGUAGAACGAUUCUAUCCAACUGGAUUUGGACUCAAAAUGUCAGCAGAGAAAGGCAAGAGAAUGGAAUAUCUAACUGUGAAGGAUUUGCAGAAGCUGCUGAACUCAUGCAAACUACGUCUCGGUAAUAUCGACGAGGUCUGGCCGAACAUUUACAUCGGCAAUGUGGCAGUAGCCCAAAACAAGACUGCCUUGCAGAAGUUAGGUAUAACUCAUGUGUUAAACGCUGCUCACUCCAAGCGAGGCAGCAUAGGGAACCACAGCUUUUAUGGCAACGACUUUGUGUAUUGUGGCAUUCCAGCAGAUGACUCGACACACUUCGAUCUGGAUGUUUACUUCCAGCCGGCAGCCGAUUUCAUUCAAAAGGCUCUGAAGUCACCUGAUGGAAAAGUUCUGGUGCACUGCAUCAUGGGAAUGAGCCGCUCCUCCACGCUGGUGUUAGCGUACCUCAUGAUCCACCGCCAACUCCCGCUCGAACGGGCUUUGCAGAAAUUGAUCCGGAAGCGAGCCAUCUACCCCAACAGGAACUUCCUGGCUCUGCUGCUGGAUCUGGAUCUUCAGCUGACGAGAAAAGAGAAAUCCUGUCAGAUCCUGUGA